Knipowitschia caucasica is the source of this 1218-nucleotide messenger RNA. The record is from the annotation of a GenBank genome assembly. Lineage: Eukaryota; Metazoa; Chordata; Actinopteri; Gobiiformes; Gobiidae.
AUGCUGCAGAAGGAGUUGAUCAGGAGAUCCAUUCAACCCAGUGCCGUCCGCUCGGAUGUGCGUCUCGUGGACCGAGCAAAGAGCCCACAGACGGACUGCAGCUGGUCCCGUGUGAUGAUAGGAGACACAAUGACGCUCCUGUCUCUUCUUGGUCGCAUCAUGCGUUAUUUUCUGCUCAGGCCGGAGACACUGUUUUUGUUGUGCAUAAGUCUGGCUCUAUGGAGCUACUUCUUCCACACAGACGAGGUGAAAACCAUCGUAAAAUCCAGUCGAGACGCGGUGAAGAUGAUGAAGGGGAAAGUAGCAGAGAUGAUGCAGAAUGACCGCCUGGGAGGCCUGAGUGUGCUGGAUGCAGAAUUCUCCAAAACAUGGGAAUUCAAAAACAACAACGUGGCCGUGUACUCCAUACAGGGCCGGAGAGAUCACAUGGAGGACCGCUUUGAAGUGCUUACUGAUGUCACCAACAAGAGCCAUCCAUCCAUAUUCGCAAUAUUUGAUGGGCAUGGGGGAGAGGCUGCAGCAGACUUUGUGAAAGCCCACCUGCCUGAUGCUCUGAAGCAGCAGUUGCAGGCCUUUGAGAAAGAGAAGAGGGACAGUGGGCUUUCUUAUGCCAGCAUCCUGGAGCAGCGCAUCCUGGCUGUGGACAGAGAAAUGCUGGAAAAGCUCUCGUCCAGCCAUGAUGAAGCAGGUCAGAAGGGAGGGGGCACCACCUGCUUAGUGGCUCUUCUGUCGGACCGAGAACUCAUUGUAGCGAAUGUUGGAGACUCCCGCGGCGUCUUGUGUGACAAAGAUGGAAAUGCUGUUGCACUGUCACACGAUCACAAACCUUAUCAACUCAAGGAGCGAAAACGGAUCAAGAGAGCAGGUGGCUUCAUCAGCUUUAACGGCUCGUGGAGAGUCCAAGGCAUCCUGGCCAUGUCCCGCUCUCUCGGAGACUAUCCCCUGAAGAACCUCAACGUUGUCAUCUCUGACCCGGACAUUAUGACGUUUGACCUGGACAAACUCCAGCCUGAGUUCAUGAUCCUGGCUUCUGACGGUCUGUGGGACGCCUUCAGUAACGAGGAGGCUGUUCGCUUUGUCCGUGAGCGUCUAGACGAGCCCCAUUUUGGUGCCAAGAGUAUUGUGCUGCAGUCCUUCUACCGCGGCUGUCCCGAUAACAUUACCGUCAUGGUGGUGAAGUUCAAAAGCGGCUCUGGAGGCGGCAAAACAAGCCAGUAG